AUGCCCGAAGAUUGGCCAGGACCUGUCAAAUACUGGGAUGGCCCAGUACCGCCUGCAUCAGGUCCAGAUCCUAAUGAUCACAUGCAAUACAUGCGACUCGCUCUAGAUCAGGCCCAAGAAUCACCACCAAAGCCCUCGAACUUCCGUGUAGGCGCACUACUUGUCAACGCAGACGAUGGAGCCAUACUGUCCCGCGGGUACACGCUAGAAUGCGAAGGAAACACGCACGCUGAGCAGUGCUGUCUGUUGAAGUUUGCUCAAGCACAUGACCUACCUGAGGAGCGAGUGGGAGAAGCAUUACCGCCAAACACGGUCAUCUACACUACCAUGGAGCCCUGCAAUUUGAGACUGAGCGGCAAUAUGCCCUGCUCAGAUCGGAUCAUCAGGACGCGGAGCAAGGAUGGGGAACAGAGGAUUAAGAAGGUCUAUUUGGGUGUGAAAGAGCCGGAGAAGUUUGUGGGCGAGAACGAGGGCAGGAAGAAACUUGAAGGGCAUGGCAUUGAGUGCAUUCACGUACCCGGAUUGGAGGAACGAAUCUUGAGUGUUGCGACUGCCGGACACGACAGUUAG
Dothidotthia symphoricarpi CBS 119687 is the source of this 570-nucleotide messenger RNA. RefSeq names its product cytidine deaminase-like protein. Bases 1 to 570 code for a protein of 189 amino acids. The record is from RefSeq and is a predicted model, not a curated record. Gene Ontology annotation, molecular function: diaminohydroxyphosphoribosylaminopyrimidine deaminase activity. The transcript has a single exon. NCBI's taxonomy places the organism in Eukaryota, Fungi, Ascomycota, Dothideomycetes, Pleosporales, Dothidotthiaceae.